UUUGCGGUACUUAUAGCAACUUAGGCUCAAGUGAAGUUUACUUUCAUGUUCGGAUUUUGGGCAGCUUACUAAUCUUUAUCUUGAGAUGUAAACUUACAUGUAGAUUAGAAAAUAAUAUGUAGUCACUAUCAAUCUAUAACGUAAUGUGCUGGGAAAAUUUACAAGCCUUCGACAUUUAAAUGUUGAGGACUCAUGUAAAAAAAGAAAUAUUUCAUGGAUUUUUAUUUAGUCUUUCGUUGUAUGUCAGUCUAUCCUAUCUGAAAGGUUUAUCCAGCAAUCUGAAAAUUUUAAUCAUGAACAAAUUUUAGGAAAGACUAAUUAAAAAACCUUGAAAAACCCUAGAAAAAAAUGUGACAAAAUAUCUACACACGAUUUGCACUUUUAAGAAAUGCAAGCGAAUAUAUUGAGAAGACCCUCGAAUUGUUUUUUAUUUUGAGAAAACCUCAAAACGUUUCUAAACUAGAAAAAUAUGUCAAGUUCUUACUGGAAAGAUGCUCUUUUUCGUACUACUCGUAAUUGAAAUCUCGUCGUUUCGCAGACCUAAUUCCCUUAGAAAACUAGUCGUCUACCAGUCACCAUAAAAAAUCUGCUUGUUACAGAUCCCGCUACAUAAUGCUAUUAACAUACUUGAGUUAAAAUGUCGUUUGACGAUAAACAAAUGAGUCAACGGUUCUUGAAAGGUAAUAUACGGAUUCACAAUUAAAGAUUGACUAUGUUAUCGAAGCAGUCCUGUUUGUAAACACUUGCAACAUUUAUUAUUAUAUCUAUGCAUCGCCAUCAUUAGACGACAUUGUAAGUGAUCAUGUGCGCUACAUUAUAACGGAAAUAUGUACAACAUUUGACACUUUUCCAUCUUACAUGUAAGUAUCAUUUGGGAGUAGGUGUGUAUGAUUUUCUUACAUUUAUUCAAACUUGCGUCUAUACAGUUCUUUAAAAAAAUAAAAACAUCCUAUGAUAUCAUAUAAACUCUACAUAAGUACUGGUCUGAUUAUAUGCGUUUAGAAAGACACGCCAUUUAAAUGGAAGAGUGAAAACUAAUCAGACGUAUAUAAGGUACGAAAAGUCAUUUGGAGCAGUUUGUUUGGAAUUAAUAACUUACAGUGAUAUCAGUAUUUUUGAAACCAGCCUCAAAGUGAAAAUGUACAGUGAUUAGUAAUUUCAACACAAACCUUUGAACUAAAUAUAUGCGGUAAACAAACUUUAUUGUACUAUUCCCACAUUUUCAUUGGAUUGUCUUUGGGCGCUUAUGUACUUGAUGUAGCGUUGUUCAGGAAAGCCUGAUUUACAACAUUCAUCAUUUGUCUGAUGUCUUUUUACAGCAAAAAGCACUUUGAAACCAUUAACAUAAACGUACAACCAAUAAUGUUAGGUCUAACUGUGACUUGGUUGAUUGUUCUGUAAAAUCUAUAAUAACUUAUACCCAAUUUCCUUUUAGCUCCAUAGUGAGUAUAAGUAAUUGUUAGUUCGGCCGUUAUAAAGUAAACAAAAAUCGACUGUACACUUACGAAGAUCAUUUCUGAUUAUCACAUACAGUUAAAUCACCUCAAUCACAACAAACAACAUUUGGAACCUACGAACUAGUCACUGGACUUUCGUUCUUGUAGUGCAGCUUCCAAUGUACCUAGUCAAGUGUCUGGAAUAGAAAUUCCAAGCUAAAGAAAUCCACACUGCAUAUAUUAUUGUCUUUGAUAACGAUAGGUGAACAUGCAAUGUAUGAGGUCAAUCUACUAAUCUGAUUAGACAGAACAUUGAUGGCUUUCCACAUUUUAUAGAAGUUUGCGUUGCAAGUGUGAUACCUGCGGGAAUAAAAAUAACUGUUGAUGUAACUAACUUAUUUACAACACCUCUUGACGUAGUUGAUCUGGUGACGGGAGGACUUCUGUUUUGGAAAAACUGGUUUGUAAGCUUGUAUUAAAUGCACACUUUGAUAUCGAGUAAAAAUUCUCAGUCCAGUUGCUAACACUGAGAAAUUAAAUGGAAUACAUCCAGCCUCCAUUUCCACAGCACUCAACGCUUCACUGUAAAUGUACAUGACUGAUUACUAAACAUUUAAAGAUAAACUCACUAAUAGAAACGAACGGCUCGGUGGUAUAAUGACUAUGGUUUGUGUAGGGUCGGGAUUUGAUUAUUCUCACCUCUCUAAUUUGUGUGAUCAAGCCAGGGUCGGCGUUUGGUGUUAUUAUGUUAUAAGGCCUAACAUUAGCAUACUUCGAGUGAUGGAUUCUUUCUAGAAAUCAUAAACAACGAGAUAAGUUUCCGAUGUUGUAAGUGUUUACAAACAGGACUGCUUCGAUAACAUAGUCAAUCUUUAAUUGUGAAUCCGUAUAUUACCUUUCAAGAACCGUUGACUCAUUUGUUUAUCGUCAAACGACAUUUUAACUCAAGUAUGUUAAUAGCAUUAUGUAGCGGGAUCUGUAACAAGCAGAUUUUUUAUGGUGACUGGUAGACGACUAGUUUUCUAAGGGAAUUAGGUCUGCGAAACGACGAGAUUUCAAUUACGAGUAGUACGAAAAAGAGCAUCUUUCCAGUAAGAACUUGACAUGUUUUUCUAGUUUAGAAUCGUUUCGGGAUUUCCUCAAAGUUUUCGUUAGCAUACAUUGUGAUGACAAAUUGCCAAUGAACCUCUUAGUCUACGGAGUUGGAUAUUGCCUCUGUUAUUGGAAAUCAGUAAUUUUAGAUAUAUUCCAAAACCAGACAUAUCUGAAACUAACCUUGGUUUCCUAAUCGCGAACCUCAUUUAAGCAGCACAAUUUUUGAGGCUUAUUUCCUAGACUCUAUAUUAAUCAAACGGAUUCCUUUAUGAUUAUCACAGGAUGUUUGUCUUUUGUUAUAAACUGGAACGAUUAGUCAUCAAGACCGGUCGAAUGAGAUUACUUUCAGCUCCUAGACUGUAGCUAUUGUUUCAGUAAACCUAAUCACUGAGACGGAGUCGCCAUCUUUCAUGACAUCCAGUCGGCACCACCAUUUAUACUCACUACAGAUUAGGUAUAACAUUUUCAAAUUUAUGAUUCGGUGCUUCUAAAAAUACAUUUAUUGAGAUUUUAAUUGUUCUAAUCGACAAGCUGCAUACUGAGAAGUAUUUGUUUCUUAAACCAGUGAUUUUUAAAUGUGGUGAAUGCAGCACUUAAGUUCUCAAAUAUCCCUAUUUUCUUUCAGCUAACCAUUUUAUGUUAAACAAAAAUGUCCACGAAGAAAGAUUGGUUACCAAAACGUAUUUGUGUUCCGCGUAAGAGUGUUUCAAUUAAUGACUCUUCAUCUUGGAUCUGUUCUUUCGGUCCUACAAAUAGUUUACGAUCUAAACGGUCAUUCAGCCGUGUUGCACCCGAUUCGAGGAUCGUAAUCAAUACAAAGCGUCAAGAAGAUGAAGGUUGCAUAAAUAUUUCGCCGACGUCAUCGCCAGAGGGAGAGACCUUUGAGUUAGGCCAUCAACUAUUAAGCAUCGAAAAUUUAGAUGAACCCCUUUCACCGAAUGAGUUCCAGCAGAUCCAGAAUUUGAUUUCCGGUAACUGUUCGUCUUCAGUUUCCUCUCAAAAUGAAAAUGCUGUAAUUUGUGAGUAUUCUCAGCCAAGUUCUGUGACUGAAGUUGUCAAUCAGAAUGAAUUCACAAAUCUCGAUGAAUCUAACUUUGAUUCCUUAUGUUAUCUUACUGAGUUGCAACGAGAUUGUUCAGAGCUCCUUUAUACAAAUCUGACUGUCAAAUCUCUUCCUCGUCGAAUAUCUUCGAAUAGUAUAUUGCGAAAACUCCACUAUUUGGUCAAACGUAACUCUUCAGAACGUUCUAUCUGGUUGCAUCAACGUUCAACUCAAAAUAUCCUUGAUUCUACUAAGCAUGCUUCGAAAACUUUUCAAAUUCUUAGAGUAUUUCGUAAUUAUUCAGAUAGUUUGCCUGGAUUAGUAGCAUUCGGUGUGCGUGAAGUUGUAAUACCUUUAGAAAAUAAAACUGAAAUAUAUAAUGCUAAUGAAAAUGUAUCAAACAAGUUCGCGAUCCUCCUUCUACCUAUUUCUGGUGUCCCUUUUGUUACAGAAGAGUUGUUUUCAUCCGCUGCAACAAAUUUCGUUUUAGGCAAUGAUUUAAAAUGUGGCGAUCUUGUUAUGGUAUUUAGUCCAUGGUUAACAUAUCCUUCUCAUGAAUUCAAUAGUUUGCCUGUGAUGUAUUCAUUCUUCUGGGUUGAACGUUUAAGACAUGAGGUUUUAAGUGAUGUAGAAAAUGAUUUUCCUAAUUCCCAAAUAAUCCCUCAUAAACCUGAACUAAUUACUUGUUCAUGUUUAAUAUCAUGUGAUCCAUUUAUUGUUUUGAAUUGUCCAAAACGUUUUAAAGGAUUAGCAGAACCAAAGUCAUCUGUCAUUCAAACGUUUCAGGAUUCUUCCGAAAAUAUGUUGACAGAAAUAUUUAAUAGGAAGUGUUUUUUAGUCUUGGGUUGCUAUCGAUUUUGGUUACUGAAGAAAUUAAGAUAUAUUCUAUUAGUUUGGCAUUACAACGAUUGUCCUGGACUAAUUCUUCUACCAGAUCAGCUAGUUCAUUCGGGUAACCUCAAUAAUCCUGUUGUUUCUUAUCAAGAUUUUCAUAUUGGAAAUGUGUACACAUCUGAGUCACUUUUACAACUUCCUGAUAAUCAGUUGCAGGCUAAUGUUCAAAGGGAAAUACAUAAUCACUUAAAUGAAAUUAAACAUAGUUUGGAAUCGAAAUAUGUCAAUAGUUUAAAUCAUUUCAUCCAUGGUUCAACUAAUCCCCAUAUUUCUAUCAGUGAAAAUACAUCCAUAGAAUAUUCAAACUGUUCAAUAAAGUUAUGGGAUGCUCGUGCAUCUCAUUUCAAUUUGAUAGAAUCAAAUUAUAUUCACUUCAAUUUGUCAACUCCAUACAAAAGUAAUCUGGGUAACUAUACGCGGUGUUCGAUCAGUGGUUACUUAGUAUUUGAGCCAGCAGAAGGUUCACUUGUCAAAGAUGUUAUUUUCGAUUUGUAUAAUCAUGAAAGUAAAAAAUUGAAAUGUUAUUUAAAAAAUCUAAAUAUAUUUAAUGAACAAAAAUCUACACGAACAUUUUACUUAUGGAUUUCUGAAUCUGUUACAUCAACAUUAAUUCCAUGUAUUUGUUUAGUCGAUGUUACUUCACCUAUAGAGUUAAUUUACGAACAAUUAUUUGCUAUCUCUUCAACAUCAAAUUUUUUAUCUACUACUGGAUUUGGUGUUUAUAUAAUCAUUGAUCAAGGAUUAUUUUUUGAUAGUUUCAUUCUUCUAGAUCGUUUUACGUCACUUAAGACUGAGAAUUACUCUCAACAUUCUUCAUCGAUGUAUGCUUUAAAAAAUUCUCUCUCCAAACAGAUUUAUUCCAACUAUAUUUUAUUACAGUCGCUUGAAGAUGUGAAUAAGUUACGUGUUCAUCAAAUUGUUAGUUUUUCAGGUACAUUGAUCCAUGUAGAUACAAGUCGAUCACAUGUUUGGUCUAUUUGUCCUUAUUGUGCAUGCGCUGAUUUUGAAAUAUAUUCUGGUGUUGAUAAUAAAGUCAAAUAUUUUUCUAAACAAGAAAAUUUGAAAUGUGUCCGAUGUUUAGCGCUUUUAUCAAAUCCUCUUGAACGAUUGGAAACAGAAGUACAAGUUUUAAUUAAUUUUGACAACGAUCAAUCCACUGUUAAUAAAUUGAAAAGACAUAAAUCGUCUGUAGAAUUGACACUAAAUAUGGCCUCUUGGAGACUUUGCAAACUACUCAAUGUAACACAAUCAAAUUUGUUGAAGGGAUCGGGCCUUAAUGCACAAAAGUUAGUAAAUUGUCAUUUAGACAAUGUAAUUGGAAUAGUUGUGCAUAUACCAAACAAAGUGUUUUCAAUUGAUAAUGUACAAAAGUACAAUGGUUAUUUGAGAAAUAUUUAUGUUAUCGAACUAGAUCAAAUGGAGAAUGGCAAUAAAAUGAUGUAACUAUUUACAAUGACUUUAUAAAUCACAAUCGUUAUUAGUAUUGGCUUUUCAAGAGCAGUUAAUUACCAUAUGUGAUACAUCGUCUAUAUUUGUCUCGUGAUUUAUUUAUAUCAUUCAAGCUACAGGAACAGAGAAUAAAAGAUAAAUAUAUACAAACAAUUUUCCAUCAUUUGUAAAUGCUUUUUUAAUUUUGUAAAUUUCUUUACAGAAUACUAUUUUGUGCAAAAAUACAAGUUGUUUGUGCGUUUUCAAUUUUGUUUGUUUUACCUUUUAAAGAAAAUUAGAUGACGGAUAGUUGACUGAAGUUUUAAGAAUGAAGUGGGCUUUUUAUUUUGUUCUAUCUUGAAUUCAUAAAAUGAUGCUGGUACAAAUAAAUUAC
Schistosoma haematobium is the source of this 6289-nucleotide messenger RNA. RefSeq lists its product as uncharacterized. The record is from RefSeq and is a predicted model, not a curated record. NCBI's taxonomy places the organism in Eukaryota, Metazoa, Platyhelminthes, Trematoda, Strigeidida, Schistosomatidae. The transcript has 17 exons. The coding region runs from base 3181 to 5910 and encodes 909 amino acids.